This is a messenger RNA of Tachysurus vachellii, 2221 nucleotides long. RefSeq names its product TEA domain family member 1a (gene tead1a). Gene Ontology annotation, biological process: hippo signaling; embryonic organ development; regulation of transcription by RNA polymerase II. Gene Ontology annotation, cellular component: transcription regulator complex. The transcript is spliced from 13 exons. The record is from RefSeq and is a predicted model, not a curated record. The coding region runs from base 350 to 1693 and encodes 447 amino acids. Gene Ontology annotation, molecular function: DNA-binding transcription factor activity, RNA polymerase II-specific; RNA polymerase II cis-regulatory region sequence-specific DNA binding. Lineage: Eukaryota; Metazoa; Chordata; Actinopteri; Siluriformes; Bagridae.
CCGUCUCUCUGCGCGUUCACAUCAUUCCUGUCUUCAUUCCUCACAUAGUUCACAUGGAGAUUGUGCUGUUCUUCACCUCACAGCUUCACCUCGUCCUCUGUGUAUUAAAGCGUCAGCAAACAGGUCAAAAAGCACAGGUUCACUUCUAUGGUGUUUACGGCUAAGCUAAAGGAAAGGAGAGAAGAGGAGAGAAGAGCAACACGACAUCACACCAUCACAUCAGCACUUUGGGACGUUUUCUUCGCUUUAUCUCAAACCUUUCACGUGUAAAACCGGAUAAAAAAAACCACCUCAAGACUGAAGACGGAUCUACAAACGGCUUCGUUUCUUCUCACCUGCUUCAACAGAAAUGGCUCUCUCCAUCUUCUCCCAGGUUUUUUCGUCAGUCGUCGUUCAGACUCGGCUGCAGGUCCCAGGCGUCUCGAUGGACACAAGCAGCUGGAGUGGCAGUGAGAGUGGAGGAGAGGAGAUGGAGAGGAUGAACGACUCGAGCGAAAAGCCCACCGACAGUGACGCGGAGGGCGUGUGGAGCCCCGACAUCGAGCAGAGCUUUCAGGAGGCACUGGCCAUCUAUCCACCUUGUGGCCGCCGCAAGAUCAUCCUCUCUGAUGAAGGCAAGAUGUACGGUCGUAACGAACUGAUAGCCAGAUACAUCAAACUGAGGACCGGGAAGACAAGAACGCGAAAGCAGGUCUCCAGUCACAUUCAGGUUCUGGCUCGGCGUAAAUCCAGAGAGCUUCAUACUAAACUUAAGGAUCAAAGCGUGAAGGACAAAGCGCUCCAGAGCAUGGCGGGGAUGUCUUCUGCUCAGAUCGUGUCGGCCACGGCCAUUCACAGCAAGCUGGGCCUGGCGGGUCUCCCUCAGCCCAGCUACCCUGCACCGCCAGGGUUUUGGCAGCUGUCUACGGGCCAUCCUGGAUCGUCACAAGACAUCAAGCCGUUUACACAGCAAGCCUUCCCCAUUCAGGCCGCCACGGCGUUAUCAGGUUACGAGCCACCCAGAGCCCCCGCAGCGACUCCUCCGGCGUGGCAGGGACGCUCCAUCGGCACGAGCAAACUGCGACUCAUCGAGUUCUCCUCCUUUCUGGAACAGGAGAGAGACCCAGAAUCUUACAACAAGCACUUGUUCGUACACAUCAGCCAGACGAGCCACUCGUACAGCGACCCGCUGCUGGAGUCGGUGGACAUCCGCCAGAUCUACGAUAAGUUCCCUGAGAAGAAAGGAGGCUUGAAGGAGCUGUUUGGGAAAGGGCCACAGAAUUCCUUCUUCUUAGUCAAGUUCUGGGCGGAUCUGAACUGUAACGUCCAGGAAGAUUCGGGCGCGUUCUACGGCGUGAGCAGUCAGUACGAGAGCCCGGAUAACAUGACCAUCACCUGCUCUACUAAAGUGUGUUCGUUUGGGAAGCAGGUGGUAGAGAAAGUGGAGACGGAGUACGCUCGCUUCGAGAACGGCCGAUUUGUGUACAGAAUAAACCGCUCGCCCAUGUGUGAAUACAUGAUCAACUUCAUCCACAAGCUCAAACACCUGCCUGAGAAAUACAUGAUGAACAGUGUGUUAGAGAACUUCACCAUCCUGCUGGUGGUGUCGAACAGAGAAACCCAGGAGACGCUGCUGUGCAUCGCUUGUGUGUUUGAGGUGUCCAACAGUGAACAUGGAGCUCAGCAUCACAUCUACAGACUGAUCAAAGAAUGAGACACCACUUCAUCCUCUCUCGCUCUUACUCACAAUCUCACACACACACACACACACACACUAAAGACACUGAGCUGCUGCCCUGCUGGUCAGAGAGAGCCAGAGCGCAUCACUUCCUGUGUCCACAGAGGCCUGAUGUGUGGCGCUUUUGCUCCAAGCUGCUGUUCUGCGCGGCUCCGAGAGACUUUACACUCAGUGAUGAACUCGUACCUCUGUAGCGGUUGUGCCUCUGUGCGUAUAAACCCUCCGGUUUGCUCGGUCACAGCUGGACCGUGCCUUUAACGACUACAUUUCUGUCUUAAUUGUUCUAUAUGUUCUCCAUCUGCACUGGUGCAGGGAGUGACGGUGAAACGGAGGUACGUUUUGUUACUUUUUCAUUUAAUACCGAUUUCGUUUUUUAAUGUCACUGAAGAAUAUUGUGUAUUUUUUAGUACAAAGAAAAUGUACUUCUUAUUCUAAAAGGACAAGCGUAAUGUCUCAUUUUGUCACUGAAAUAAAUCGUAGUCCUGUUUGGAGUUUAAAACUGAA